CUUCUUGUAUAUGAUACUUGCCUGACCUUCGAUCAAGAGCUUCGCCUGAUAUGGAGCCAGAAGACGUCUGCGGCAAUGUGGAUCUACGUCUCAAAUCGUUAUCUGGCGAUUGGGCAAUAUACCGUUAACUUGUUUAUGGCCAUUGGUGCCAACAAGGAGACGUGCUCGCUCAUUCCCGCGGCUAACCUAGUCUUCUCGGCUCUACGUGGAUAUGCGCUAUCGGGCAGGGGUUGGCACAUCACAAGUGUCAUCAUGGCGCUGUCUUUGGUGCCAGUCGUAACUUACGUCGUAAGUUGGUGUCUGAUCCUAUCAGAUAUUCUUGUAUUGUGCAUCACCUGGACGAAGACGUACGGAAUCGUACGACUAGCAAAGCAGAGUGGCCUCGAUUUGUCAUCUUCAUUGACCACGGUGAUGUUACGAGAUGGUACGUCUAGG
Dichomitus squalens LYAD-421 SS1 is the source of this 435-nucleotide messenger RNA. RefSeq lists its product as uncharacterized. The record is from RefSeq and is a predicted model, not a curated record. Lineage: Eukaryota; Fungi; Basidiomycota; Agaricomycetes; Polyporales; Polyporaceae. The annotation marks the transcript as partial. The transcript is spliced from 3 exons.